AUGCCAAGCAAUGUUUCACAGUGCAACACCUACACAGAAAUGGAGCCUUUUACCUAUUUUUACUACCUGGUUUUCCUGAUGGGAUUUAUUGGCAGCUGCUUUGCGCUGUGGGCGUUCACGCAGAAAGGCCAGAAGCAGAAGUGCACGAGCAUCUACCUGCUCAAAAAAAUCCUGCUGACGUUGGCGCUGCCCGUCAAAAUCAUCGUUGACCUGGGGGUGGCACCCUGGAAGCUGAGGAUAUUCCACUGCCAGGUCACAGCCUGCUUCAUCUACCUGAACAUGUACUUAUCCAUAAUAUUUUUGGGAUUUGUGAGCAUGGAUCGCUGCCUGCAGCUGAAGCACAGCUACAAGAUCUUCCGCAUCCAGGAGCCCGGCUUUGCCAAGAUGCUCUCUGCAGUCGUGUGGGCCAUGGUUCUCCUCAUAACGGUGCCCAACAUGGCCAUCCCAAUCAAAGACAUUGAGGAGAGCUCCAACGCGGGAUGCAUCGACCUCAAAACGAAAUUUGGACGGGACUGGCACGUGUUCACUAACUUCAUCUGCACGGCAAUCUUCCUGAACUUCUCGGCCGUGAUCCUGGUCUCCAACUUCCUCGUUGUCCGGCAGCUCUACCGGAACAAGUACAGCGAGAGCUACGCGAGCGUGAGGAAGGCGCUGGCCUCCAUCCUGCUGGUGACGGCCGGCUACCUGCUGUGCUUCGUGCCCUACCACCUGGUGCGCAUCCCCUACACGCUGAGCCAGAGCGACGCCAUAGGCAGCUGCUCCCUGAAGCAAACGCUCUUCAAGGCCAAGGAGUGCACCCUGCUCUUCGCCGUGUCCAACCUCUGCUUCGACCCCAUCCUGUACUACCACCUCUCCAGACCGUUCCGGCUGAAGGUCGGCAGGGCCUUCGCGGCGCGCGACGGGGCGAAGCCGCACGAUGGAAAGAUGACAAAACGAAGGGCGCUCUCAGCAGCGGAGCGGGGAAGCGCGUCCCGUGCGUCCCUAGCGCAGGUGGCGAAGGAGUCGCAGCUGGAUGGGAAGAUCGCUGCUCUCAGCCGCUCUCUUCACCGACCUCUCACUGAUCACGGCCGCUUCCUCCACAGCAAACACCGACCUGCUGCAAUCGGAGCCGCGGGCUGUGCCCGCCGCCGGUGCCGCCGCACGCUCCUCCUGCGCGAAGCCGUGCAUGGAAACGCGGCUCCCACCAAGGUGCCCGGGGUGCACUACGGAGCCUACGUGACACCCUGCUGUUCUUCCCGCGCUGUUCUGGGCACUGGGAAUUGA
Molecule: messenger RNA, 1263 nt
Organism: Tinamus guttatus (white-throated tinamou)
Lineage: Eukaryota; Metazoa; Chordata; Aves; Tinamiformes; Tinamidae
Source: RefSeq, a predicted model, not a curated record